This is a messenger RNA of Homalodisca vitripennis (glassy-winged sharpshooter), 1555 nucleotides long. RefSeq lists its product as uncharacterized. The transcript is spliced from 5 exons. The record is from RefSeq and is a predicted model, not a curated record. NCBI's taxonomy places the organism in Eukaryota, Metazoa, Arthropoda, Insecta, Hemiptera, Cicadellidae. The coding region runs from base 151 to 729 and encodes 192 amino acids.
ACACAAGAAGGGAGAGCAUUAAUAGAUAACGUUGAUUGCACCAGCGUAUGUUGACGUGCUACCGAUACAGCUUCUGGCAGAGCGCGUCUGGGCUAUUUUUGUAAUGGUCAGUCAGUCUACAGCUGUUGCUACGUGACGCACACGUCAAGGAUGUACGAGUUGGCAUUUCUCCUGGUGGUGGCGGUGAUUCCACUAACCUGGGCAGUGACCUUGGUGCAGGAGGUCAGCUUGGGGGAGACUGCCAUACUCAAGUGUCCCAGCAACGAUGACAACCACCGCUUCCAGUUCUGGCAGCUCCAGACUGAGAACCUGGUCAUUGGUCCCACAAACCACUUCAACAAGGACAAGUACAAGUAUGAUGUUCUCACUGGAAAACUACACAUCAGGGGAGUGUCUUCUAAUGAGCACGGUCUAUACACUUGCGUCUGCAAGCACAUCACGGAUAAUUCAUUCUUCUCAGAGACAGUAGAGCUUCUAGUCAAGCGGGACUGGGAGGACGUUUACGAGACAGACCCAUUUACGAAUGUGUUCCGUAUAACGUUGACAGUGGUUCUACUGAUAAUACUAGCAGCUCUGGUCUUUGUUAUUUAUAACUCUUGGUUGGACAGAACAGCAAGGUUCAGAGCCUUGGCUACAGAUGAAGAGUCUCCUGAUGAAGCUGGCUCGUCUCACAGAACUGCCGGGACCAACCUUCGACCUCUCACUAGUCUGUACACUCACUAUUUCUAAUAGACUGAUGUUCUCUCUCUAGCAUUGGCUACAGAUGAAGAGUCUCCUGAUGAAGCUGGCUCGGCUCACAGAACUGCCGGGACCAACCUUUGACCUCUCACUAGUCUGUACAAUCACUAUUUCUAAUAGACUGAUGUUCUCUCUCUAGCCUUGGCUACAGAUGAAGAGUCUCCUGAUGAAGCUGGCUCGUCUCACAGAACUGCCGGGACCAACCUUCGACCUCUCACUAGUCUGUACACUCACUAUUUCUAAUAGACUGAUGUUCUCUCUCUAGCAUUGGCUACAGAUGAAGAGUCUCCUGAUGAAGCUGGCUCGGCUCACAGAACUGCCGGGACCAACCUUUGACCUCUCACUAGUCUGUACAAUCACUAUUUCUAACAGACUGAUGUUAUAUCUCUAGCCUUGGCUACAGAUGAAGAGUCUUCUGAUGAAGCUGGCUCAUCUCACAGAACUCAUGGGACCAACCUUUGACCUCUCACUAGUCUGUACAAUCACUAUUUCUAACAGACUGAUGUUAUCUCUCUAGCCUUGGCUACAGAUGAAGAGUCUCCUGAUGAAGCUGGCUCGUCUCACAGAACUGCCGGGACCAACCUUCGACCUCUCACUAGUCUGGACAGUCACGGCUUGGACACCGAGCUACCUCGUCCCCCUUCAUUCACGGACAUCCGGCUCAAUAACACUGGCAUUUAAAAACCACAGUAUCUUCUAGCACUAUUCGAUGUGAUGACCUGUAUGUUUGUGAUAAUACAAUAAAUCAAGGAUGUGAUAUCUCACUCUUAACAAACUCAGUACGAGUACUGAAUAAAUGGUUGUAUUGCAAAUAGAA